CAGACGCGCCUUCUCCCGCUGCCUCCAUGGCGAUCAGCUAAACAGGAGCUUUUACAUCGGGACAGCCGGUUAGCUCCUGUAAGCGGGCUAACAGGCGCACAUUGAAAUGGGAUGAUGUAGCGGAUCAAAUCCCUGGACGAACUGCGCACUCCUUUAGCAUGCUACGCUAACGUGGAGCCGUUCACAUUUGACCAGGAGUCACCAGCCCGUUCACCGGACCAAGCUAGCGGCUGUGAGCUAACGCUAGUCUCACCUGCUCUACUGCGAACUGGAACGGCUCUGGACCUACGGCAUGGAAAGUGAAAAAGAAAGAGAGACCGGUGAUAAUUUAACUCCAGCACCACACGCCUCACCCGACUCUAAAAGUGAGACAGUUCCGGGGAAGAUAAGUGUGUGUCCCCCGCUAUCCGCGGGGAGGAGAGGCUCCUCUGCGGAGGAUGAGGGCGGCGCAGAGGCGAAACUCUUCGGGAAAGGACUGGCGGCCACCUCCCUUCUUCAGAUCGCGAUAAGGAAUGGAAUCUACCAAAACCAAGUUGCCAACGCUCUGAGCGGUGCGGCCAAGAAUAUAAACAUGCCCACCGCUAAAACCGCCAACAUUUAUAAUCUAUCGUCUGCCAACAGCUCCACUUCUGUCAACUCUCUGCUGGGGAGACGACGGCAGCGGCACAAGAGGAAUUUAUCACUGGGAGCUUCGCCAAGCACAGGCUCGCCCGGAGUGUCCUCUACAGAGACAGCCAGCCCCGCUCCCACCGCCUCUCCUCUCAGCACCCUCAGCCUGGACAGAAAGACUUUUCUCCGCCAGAAACAGACCAAACAGCUUCAGGUCUCUGAUAAGACCUGGGUGAGGUCGGAUCUCCGGCGCGGCUGUCUACAUGUGCACGACUGGCUCACGCCCUCCUACCCGCGGCCAGUGCUGUGCACUGUAGACACCACUGCACAGGAGGUGGCUCUCAAAGUGUCAGGGAGCAAGUCUGGGGCCCUUUUGAGAAUAACGUGUAAGACUACUGCUGUGGCUGCUGCCAAUGAUAAAGAGCGGGACGGACAAGGAAGUGACAGUGGAAGUUUGACUGAGGCUUUGGAUAUCAGAAACCUCAAGGAUGACUAUAAUGACGACUUAGACUACAGUAAAGGCUCAAAACACUGUUAUCAUGAUGCAAAGCUGCCUCCCACCCUGCUGCUGGAGGACAAGAACGCCAGUAAUUCAUCCUCUGAGGUGUGUUUGAAUGAUAUAGGCAUGGAUCUAAGUCGGAGUGCAGCUGACUGUUACGGGGUGUAUUCAGGCUCUGACAUAGAGAGCAGCACGUGUGAGGACUUCAGUCCAGGGGGUCCCAGGAGCACAGAGCACAGAGACUCCCUGAGUGAGGGCAUUGUGGGGACAGACUCGUCAGUGCAGAGCCCAAACUGUGACAGUGCCCCAGAAGACCCAGACCCAUUUGAGAGCUCCUCAGAUGAAGUCGACCUGGCGUCUUCUCCAACACACUGUCCCAGCUCCUCUGCUGCUGACCAACUGCCCUCGUCCACAGACCCCUGCAGCACAUCCAAACCAGAGAAAAGCACAUUAGACAAUGACACUCCAGUGGGUGAUAACAUGGAGAGAUUAAUCACACCUCCAUCCAAGUGUCCCAGCAGCUCCCAAACCAGGCCGCUCACAAGCCAGGCAUCUGUCCAGGCUGACCCAGACAUCCCCAGGGGCACCAGGCUAUGGCCGGAACCCAUCAAUACCAGUCCCACCCCGGCACUGUUUCUCCAGCUGCACGGUGGAGCGGUGCGCAGACUGGAGGAUGAUGAAAAGCCUCUGCAGAUACUAAAUGAGUAUCUGACCAAUCUGGGCUUCGAGGAUCCGUGGAGGGUGCAGGACGAGGGCAUGAAUCCAGAGAUUGGCUGUCUCAUUCGCUUUUAUUUCGGUAAACCUCGCAGUGUGGGAGGCUCGGAGCGUGUGCAGCUCUCCGGAGUGUUCAACGUGAGGAAAGGGAAGCUAGCUCUGCCUGUGAACCGCUGGUCCAAGAGGCAGGUCACACUGAGUGGAACCUGCCUGAUCGUAUCGUCUGUGAAACACGCCCACACGGGCAAGAUGCACAUCCUCCCUCUCAUCGGUGGAAAGGUGGAGGAGAUAAAAAGACACAGUCACUGUCUUGCCUUCAGCUCCGCUGGUCCCCAGAAUCAGACUUACUACAUCAGCUAUGAGUCGUACACAGAGCACCUUCGCUGGCACCGCAUUGCGUCCAAGAUUGCAUCUCAGAGGGUAAACUCUGUGGACCUGUCCUGCUGCAGCCUGGAGGAGCUGCCCACUCAGCUCUUUUACAGCCAGGACCUAACGCACCUCAAUCUCAAAAACAACUUCCUGUCCCUGCAAAAAGGUGUUCCGGCACUCACCAGGUUCUGCAAGCUGAGAAGCCUGAGUCUGUCUAAUAACACGUUGACUGAAUUCCCACUGGCCUUGUGUGAUAUCACUUCUCUCACUGAGCUCAACUUGUCUGGAAACCAACUCUCGAGCCUUCCUCCUGAACUGGGGAGCAUGCACAAUCUGCAGACUCUCCUUCUGGAUGGGAACUGUCUGAGUACUCUGCCCAUUGAACUGGGCUCUCUGGAUAGCCUCACGUACCUGGGUUUAUCCUUCAACGGCUUCAGCUCUGUGCCUCCGGUCCUGGAAAAGCUGCGUGGCUUGGAGAGACUGUGUUUGGCAGGGAACCAGCUCUCUGUCCUGGACACGGCAGGCCUGCAGUGGCUGCCUGCUCGGCACAUAGACGUCAGGCUGAACCGCCUCCACACAGUCACAGUGGGAGACACAGAGCAACUGGUUCACAUUGUCCAUCUUGACCUGAGAGACACAGGCCUGCGGGACCUGGAUGUUAGAUGUUUGUCCAGGCUUGAAGUCCUGCGCUGUGACAGAAACUGCUUGUCUCUGCUCCGAGUCAGUGGCCAGGCCUUAAAGAACCUACAUGCUGCUCAUAAUGAUCUAAAGCAGCUGGACGUGGCACCUGUCCCAGAGAACCUGACUGUUGUAGAUUUGUCCUGGAACAUGCUGUGCUCUGUGCCUGACUGGGUUUGUGAAAGCGGGAGACUCGAGGUUUUGGACCUUAACCAUAAUUGUCUUACUGAACUCCCAAUACAACUGCUGUCCUCAGGGAGUUUGAGAAAACUGCUCUCUGGCUGGAACAAUGUGGGCCGCCUGGCUGAGAGGCUGGAGAGAUCACAGCUGGAGGUGCUGGAUCUGCAGCACAAUCAUCUGACUGAACUCCCGAGUAACUUAUUCACCAAAGCACAGAGUUUGCGAUACCUCAAUGUUUCGGCCAAUAAGCUGGAGAGCCUUCCUCCUGCCAGUCUGUCAGAGGAUGGGUUCAGUCUGCUGGAGGAGCUUUAUGUCACCAACAACUGUCUGACAGAUAAGUGCGUACCUCUUCUGACUGGACACAGCCAUCUGAGAGUGCUUCACCUCGCUUACAACCAGCUACAGACCUUCACAGCCAGUAAACUGGCCCGACUGGAGCAGCUAGAGGAACUAGACCUGAGCGGGAACAGGCUGAGGAGCGUGCCCACCACCAUCCUGAGCUGUCAGCGCCUGCACACGCUCUCCGCCCACUCCAACGGCAUCAACGCCUUCCCUGAGGUCCUCCAGCUGCCCGAGAUUAAGUGUGUGGACUUGAGCUGUAAUGAGCUCACAGAGGUGUCACUCCCUGAGACUCUUCCUGCAAAACUCCAGGAACUGGAUCUAACAGGAAACCCUCGCCUCAACCUGGACCACAAAAGCCUCGAGCUGCUUAAUAACAUCCGCUGCUUCAGAGUUGAUCCUUCUCCCUCAGCGCCUUGUGCCAGUGAGAGCCAUGGGGCGCCUUCAGUCUGGAGCCAUAGUUACACAGAGGCCUCUGGAGUCAAAAACAAACUGUGUGUGGCAGCUCUGGCUCUGGACAGCUUCUGUGGGAUUCGAGAGGCGCUGUAUGGAGUGUUUGAUGGAGACAAAAACGUGGACAUUCCUUAUUUACUACAGUGCACAAUGGGAGACGUCUUGGCAGAAGAACUUCACAGGGCACAAAGGCAAGAAGACUACAUGACCAGCACUUUCCUGACAAUGCAAAGAAAGCUGGGCACAGCAGGACAGAGGAUGGGCGGCUCAGCAGCUUUGUGUCACAUUAGACACGACCCCGUGGCACCUGGGGAGCACAGUGGCUGUUUCACUCUUAAGACUGCCAACGUGGGCCGCUGCCAGGCCGUACUGUGCCGAGAUGGCAAAGCUAUGCAACUUUCCACUGUGCACACUGUGAAGGAGGAAGUGGAGUACCAGAGGGUACGGCAGCAUAAUGCCAUCAUUACAGAGGAUAACAAAGUCAGUGGUGUGACCGACUGCACUAGGAUUAUGGGCUACUCCUUCCUUUGCCCAUCUAUCACCCCUCGUCCACAUGUGUCCACCGUGACGCUCACCCCACAAGACGAGUUUUUCCUCUUGGGAAGCAGGGGUUUGUGGGAAAUGUUGUCCCCUACUGAAGCCGUAGAAGCUGUCAGGAACGUUCCUGAUGCUCUAGCUGCAGCAAAGAAGCUGGUUACUCUGGCUCAGAGCUACGGCUGUGCAGACAGUUUAAGUGCUGUAGUCGUACGACUGAGUGUGACAGAAGACUGUUGCUGCUUCUGUGAGCCACCCCCACCUCCUCCAAGUCCUGGGCCUGGAGUACACACCAGCACACACCCCUAUCAGACCAGUGAUGGAGGCAUUCCUUUACCCCCUCCCUCAUCAGGGACAGUGAGUGAGCUGAGCAGUGAGCUGAGCAUGUCAGAGAUGAGCAGUGAGGUGGGCUCCACUGCCUCUUCAGAGGACCCCCCUCCACAGGCCGAACCCACAGCAGCACACCUAAACCUGCCUGGGCGACCAGGGGCGCGGAGGCCGGCUGCUGGAGGCAGCUUCCAGAGGCAGUUCUCCGGAGCUCUGUCUGACAAUGGGCUGGACAGUGAGGAUGAAGAGCCCAUUGCGGGGGUUUUCUCUAAUGGAAGUCGUGUGGAAGUUGAAGCUGAUGUCCACUGUUUGAAUGGUCGGGAACGUCCCUCUCCGCAAACUAACUUCCAAACACAGCAGACUACCACCCCUCCUUCCAGCACAGUGUAUCAGGAGCCUGCACAGGCCUCCCCCUCCCCCGUACCCCCAUCCUCUCCCUGCCUAAGCACGGAGGCCCGCUCUGGGACUCUGGGGCGCAGGGCCCGGGCCAAUGGCUCUGUGGCCUGUCAGGCCCGGAGCCAGGAUGUGAUAGAGGAGGCAGGAGAUGCACCUGUCAGGAAACAGGGAGGCUACUUUAAUGCACCUGCCCAGCCAGACCCUGACGACCAGCUCAUUAUCCCCCCAGAGCUGGAGGAGGAGGUGCGCCAGAUCAUCCAACAGCAACAACAGCAACAGCAGCAAGAGCAAAUGCACAACCAGCAAAAUCACCCCUACCAGAAGCCUGCAGACUACUUUGUGACCCCGCUCUAACUGCAGUUUAGAAAAGCCCUUUCUAAAAGCAUCUGUCUCUUGUGCAGCAUUUAAGCCUUUGCUUCCUCUGAACACGCUUUACUAAGUUACUUUUGUUCAUUUUUAUUUUUCUACUGUUAACUGUAUGCCCCUAAAUGCAAUGCAAUUUUAUAACAAUUUGUGUUAAAUGUCAAGUGAUAUUUUAAUUUUGACCAUAUCAUUCAUCAGAAAGCACUUUGAGUGACCUUCAUUCAACAAUUGUGAUUCUAUGUCAAAUGGUACUUUUAUGAAUGGACCAUUCCAUUAUGUUUAGUUGACAUUUCUGUUAUGGGUUAUGACGUUGGCCUUACUGUUGCCAGAGUUGGUGAACUCUAGAACUAACUCAUAGUUUAAUACUUUUAAGUGACAUAGUCACUGGAGUGUACUAAUAUUCUCUAAGAGAAAAGACGAUUAUUUCAUAGAACUGAAUUUCCAGAUUUGUGUUUUUGGGGCUGGAGUGGAGAGUGGUGCUGCAGUGCAAGUUAAAGCUGAAUGGGAGAAACCCAGUGAUUACCAGCUCAAUGAAUGUUCUCAGAACAGUGUUACAGUCGACAGACAACGGCAAAAUCGCACAAGAGAGCUACUUUUGCUAUAAAAUAAAUUAAGAUUUCUGAUA
Molecule: messenger RNA, 6086 nt
Organism: Periophthalmus magnuspinnatus
Lineage: Eukaryota; Metazoa; Chordata; Actinopteri; Gobiiformes; Gobiidae
Product: PH domain leucine-rich repeat-containing protein phosphatase 1-like
Exons: 17
Coding region: 293-5452 (1719 amino acids)
Molecular function (GO): protein binding
Source: RefSeq, a predicted model, not a curated record